Messenger RNA from Theileria equi strain WA, 510 nucleotides. RefSeq lists its product as hypothetical. The record is from RefSeq and is a predicted model, not a curated record. The transcript has 3 exons. Gene Ontology annotation, biological process: nucleobase-containing compound metabolic process; establishment of sister chromatid cohesion. Gene Ontology annotation, cellular component: nucleus. The coding region runs from base 1 to 510 and encodes 169 amino acids. Gene Ontology annotation, molecular function: DNA helicase activity; hydrolase activity, acting on acid anhydrides, in phosphorus-containing anhydrides; nucleic acid binding. NCBI's taxonomy places the organism in Eukaryota, Apicomplexa, Aconoidasida, Piroplasmida, Theileriidae.
AUGGAGAAUGACUUUACACACGAGGCGUUUGUCAACUUCCCUCCACUCUACACUGAACAGACUCAACAAUUUGUAGGUCAUGGAUCAGUGUUUGACGAGUACAGUAAGACUGCCCUAGAAAGAGGUGCAAUCUUAUUUGGAGUAUUCGGAGGCAGACAAAGUGAAGGAGUGAAUUUCUCAGACGGACUCGCACGUCUGGUUCUUCUUGUUGGACUCCCAUAUCCUCCGGAUUCUAUUAAGUUGGCACUGAAGAGACAAGACACAGGGAAUCAUUCUGGUCCACCCCAUCUCGAUCGUACUUUGUUAUGUUACAAGAAUGUGAACCAGUGCAUAGGUAGAGCGAUGAGACACAGAAUGGACUUUGCUGCUGUACUCCUCCUCGACUCUCGUUACCGCGGCAAGGACGCCAAAUACCUCUCUGGUUAUGUCCAGGAGUCUCUUAGACAGAGGGCGGUUGGAGAUUUGGAAAGUGCUCUUGAGAGUUUUUACAGAACCUUCCAUGAUGAUUGA